Molecule: messenger RNA, 5465 nt
Organism: Columba livia (rock pigeon)
Lineage: Eukaryota; Metazoa; Chordata; Aves; Columbiformes; Columbidae
Gene: KLHL33
Product: kelch like family member 33
Exons: 4
Coding region: 2954-5158 (734 amino acids)
Molecular function (GO): protein binding
Source: RefSeq, a predicted model, not a curated record
AGGGUUGGGGCUGCACUGCACCGAGACCAUCGGUGAAGGGUUUGGGGUCAAAACUUGUGAACUGGCACUUGGCUGCAGGUUGAGUUGAGGUAUUUGGGGUGAGGAAGGAGGUGGAGGUGCCCCCAAGGUGUUUGGGAGCCUGGGGGCUUUCUCCAGAAGCCUUUAAGGAGCUCUAGAGCCCAUGGUUUCAGGGUUAGAACUGGGGAAUAGCUGAGGUGGGAAGAUCUUCCUGCUCAGAGCUGGAGCGGGUUGCUCAGGGCUGUGUCUGGUUGAAUUUUGUGUUCAAACUGAAGCAUGUCCAGCAAAGCCACCGAGAAUUACAGAAUCCCAGAAUGUCAGGGACUGGAAGGGCCCUGGAAAGCUCAUCCAGUGCAAUCCCCCCAUGGAGCAGGAACACCCAGAUGAGGUUACACAGGAAGGUGUCCAGGCGGGUUGGAAUGUCUGCACAGAAGGAGACUCCACAACCCCCUGGGCAGCCUGGGCCAGGCUCUGCCACCCUCACCAUGAAGAAGCUUCUUCUCAAAUUUAAGUGGAACCUUUUGUGUUCUAGUUUGAACCCAUUACCCCUUGUCCUGUCACUGGUUGUCACCAGAAGAGCCUGGCUCCAUCCUCCUGACGCUCCCCCUUUCCAGAUUGAUCCCCAGGAAUGAGUCCCCCCUCAGUGUCCUCUUGUCCAGCUCCAGAGCCCCAGCUCCCUCAGCCUUUCCUCACACGGGAGAUGCUCCACUCCCUCCAGCAUCUUGGUGGCUGCGCUGGACUCUCUCCAGCAGUUCCCUGUCCUGCUGGAACUGAGGGGCCACAGCUGGACACAAUAUUCCAGGUGUGGUCUCCCCAGGGCAGAGCAGAGGGGCAGGAGAACCUCUCUGACCUACUGACCACCCCCUUCUAACCCACCCCAGGUACCAUUGGCUUCCUGGCCACAAGGGCCAGUGCUGGCUCAUGGUCACCCUGCUGUCCCCAGGACCCCCAGGUCCCUUUCCCCUACGCUGCUCUCUAAUAGGUCAUUCCCAACUUACACUGGAACCUGGGGUUGUUCCUGCCCAGAUUCAAGACUCAAGAAUGUGGAGGUUCGUGGCACAGGGUGCAGGAGGAGACGUGAGGAGAACUGCAUUGUUCAUCCUGGAGAAAAGAACGUCAAUGGCGGAUCUAAUACUUAUUCUCACAACUGAAUGGUUACAGAAAUGGCAGGUUCAGGUGCACAAUAAAGGAUGAGAAGUAACAAGUUACAGAAAGGGAAAUUCUGACUAUAUAGACGGAAAAAACAAGUCACAGUUGGGGGAGGUUAAGUGCUGGAAAAUGGACAUGGAGAGGCUGUGAAAUCAUCUGUGGGGCCACAAUUCAACCAGGCACAUGAGAAUAUGAGACUACCGGGACAGGCCAUUUGGGGACAGGGCUCUGAGUUCAUGGGGAAUAUGGGCACUGGGGGAGGUGGGAUGUGGGGCAGGAGGGCACGGGUGUGAGGGGAGGGGACAGGAGACAAGGAGUUGGGGGACCCAGGGGCAGAGAGAUGUGGACACAGUCCCAGCUGUGACUCGCUGGUGCUGUAUGUGCUGGCUGGGGGCAGCUGGGGGACGUUGGGGCUGGGCCAGGGUCCCCACAUGCCCCCUGGUGCUGGGGGACCCCACUCUUCAUUCGGGGGAUCAGUGGGGCUGGGCUCCAGCUCAGGGGCACAUGAGUGGUGGUGGGGGUGUCACUCCCAUGGGGCUGGGGGAACGGGGUGUUUCCUUCCCACCCAAGUGUUUUUGAGGGGACCCUGCUUCACCCUGUGCCAGAACUGAGCAGGGUUUGGGGGGUCUGGUGGGCCAGAGCCCCACAACAGGACCCGUCCAGGGUAACGUGGGUUUGCAGCCCUGCCUGCGCCUUUCCCCGGCCCGUCCUCAGGGACCCGGGUGACCCCACCGCACCGUCCUGCGGCACCAUGGCCUCGGACCUCCCUCUGCCGGGGCCUCUCCCGGCUCCCGGCUGCAGCCACGUGUCCCAUCUGGGCUAUAAUUACCCAGACACAUUCCUGGGGGGUCACAGGAGCUUCCCGGAGCGGCGGCAGGCGGUAAGGGGGGACGAUUGCAUGGCAUGGCGCGGCACGCCGCGCGGCAAUGCGGGACACGGCUGCACCACGCUGGGCUGCAAAGCGCAGGGCUCAGCGAGGACACGCGACACCGUGCAGGCACAGCGAGCGACACGUGAGGCGCCGCUCGGGACGGGGCGGGGGGUGACGGUGCAGCGCACCGCGGUGUGACGCAGCGUGCCACGUGAGGAUCGGCGCCGAGGACCAGGGCAACAGGGAGCACGACUGAUGUGCAAUGUCACAUGCAACUUGCAGCGCAAUGCAUUGCAACAUGCGACAGGCGGCACAAUGUGACACAUAACACGCAACAGGCAGCACAACGUGUCACACAGCAUGCAACAGGCAGCACAACACACGACAGGCUGCACACAGCUGCCGCCGUGCACCGAAUGGGUGGGACAGGUGCCUUUGCCUGGAGCUGUGCCGUGGGCCAGGGGUUUUGCCGCUGUGGGAGGACCAGUAGUUUCAGCUGUGGGGCAAUGGCUGCAGAAGCGCUUGGUGGCUCCUGCGGCAGGAUGGAGGGUUUGAUCAGGGACAGUGGGCUGACCUGUGGGGCUGCAGUGUUGGCUGUGGGUCAGUAGCUUCAUGGUGAGGGUUCUGCAAUGAGGCAGAUAAGGGACAUCGGACUCAGCUAUGGGGCAGCAACAGGGCCUGUUGGUCUCACCUAUGGGGCUGCGGUUUUGCCAAGGGACUGUAGGUUCAGUUAUGGGGCAGUAGCAGAGCCUGGUGGCCUCAGCCGUGGGGUGGGGGCUUUGGCGAUGGAUCCUGUGUUUUUGAUUAUGUGGCAGUGCCAGUAGCAGGACCCGUGUCCCCAGCCAGGACUCCUGCCGAGGCUCUGGCUGUGGGGGUGACACCCUGACCCCGCACUCCGUGUGUCCCAGAGCCAAGAUGUGGGUUGCAGAGGGGCCGGCCCCAGCCCAGUGGACCCUGCGGGAUGGGGCCCACGCGGGACAGCUCCUGACCAUAGCCGACCAGCUCCGCACCGCGGGACAGCUGGUGGACGUGACCGUGGGCCCGGAGGGUGACAUGGCCCAUGCUGUGGUCCUGGCCUCCAUCAGCUCCUUCUUCCUCCGCUUCCUGGAGGGCAGGACCAGAGACCUGCGCCAGGACCCCCUGCCCCAUGUCCCGCUGCCCCCCGGGGCCACGCUGCGGGGCUGGCGGGCCGUGCUCGCCUUCGCCUAUGGGGGAACGGUGCCCCACAGCCAGGAGCAGGAGGUGCAGGAGGCUGCCCGGGCCCUGGGGGCCCCCCGGGUGGUGGCUGCCUGUGGCCAGCGGCUGGAGAGCGACCCCCAGGACGGGGGUCCCGGGCCCUUGGAGGAGCAGUGGGAGACGCUAAGAGCCAUGGAGAGACUCCACGCCAGCGGCCUGGGCUGCGAUCUGCAGCUCCGGGCAGGGGACGAGGUGAUCCCAGUCCAGCGCCUGGCCCUGAGCUGCUCCUGUGACUUCUUCCGCGGUCUCUUCACUUGCCCCAUGCGGGAGGCCACCCACGACCCUGCCGCCCCGCUGGCCACGGAGCUGUCCCCGGCCGAGCUGCGCCUCCUCCUCUCCUUCGCCUACACAGGGACCGUGGCUGGGCCCUGGUCCACGGUCCUGGAGGCAGCUGAGACCUCCCUGCACUACCAGGCCUGGGGGCUCCUCACCCUCUGCCUGGAUGUUUUCACCCAUGGCCUGACCCCAGAAACUGUCCCGGAUGUGUUGGCCUUCGCUGGGGCUUACGGGCUGGCCCAGGUGGGCCGCGUAGCAGAGGACUACAUCUUGGCCACCUUCCCCAGCGUGAUGGCCACACCAGCCUUUCUGGAUCUUCCUGCACACCUUCUCAUCCGCCUUCUCCGCUCCGAUAGUCUCAAUGUUCUCAAUGAACUGGAGGCGCUGGAAGCAGCAUCCCGGUGGCUUAUGGCUAAUGGAGAUGACCAAGAAGAUCUAGCCAAGGAAGUCCUGUCAUCUGUUCGCUUUACCCUCAUGUCUGGCCGGGAGCUGAAGAAGAUCCCAUCAGUGACUGCAGGGGUAGCUGACCCAAAGAUUCUCCGUGAGCUUGUGGUAGCAAGUUUGACCCCUGUGGCCCAGCUGCCAUGCCGGGUGCGUUCCUUGCAAGAGGUGCUGGUGGUUUGUGGUGGAGACAAACUGACAAACAACCUGGCUGCCCGGAAGCCCAGCAGACACCUCUGGUUUGCCCACCGCUACCUCAGUGCUGUGGGGCUGGUGAAGCGGGUGGAGUGGCGGGCACUGGGGGACUUUCCUGAUGGCCCACGCUUCCGCCAUGCCGUGGCUGUGGUGGGCAACAGCCUCUACGUCCUGGGUGGAAAGCACUACUACGGGGUUCAUGACACCCUGGCCAGUGUCUACAGGUAUCAGCCUAUGGACGGUUCCUGGGAGCGCUUGGCCAGCAUGACCUGUGGACGGAGCUACUUUGCUGCUGUGGCACUUGGGGAGGUCAUCUAUGCCCUGGGGGGCAGCUCGGGGGACCUCUACUGCACAGACACUGUGGAGUGCUAUGACGUGGCCCAAGACACCUGGAGGCGGUGCUGGCCCCUGCCGAUGGCUCUGUGCGGGCACGCGGCGUGUGCCCUGGAUGGUGCUCUCUACGUGUCGGGGGGGUGUGACGAGGCGUCCCAGUGCCAGGCGGCCCUGCUGCGCUACGCCCCAGGUCGGCCUGCCAUGGUCCUGGCCCCCAUGAACGGCCAGCGAGCUGGGCACGUCAUGGAGGAGGCGGGUGGGCAGCUCUAUGUGGCCGGGGGUCUUUGCCAACGGGAUGGGCAGACGGGCUACAGGGACCAGCUGGCCUUUGAGGUUUACAGCCCCAAGCUGGACACCUGGGUUCUUCUCAGCCCCCUGCCACAGGCCCAUGUGGUUGGGGGUGCAGCUGUGCUGGGGGGCGAACUGCUGGUACUGGGAGGGUACAGUUAUGAGACCUACCGGGACACGCACCUGAUCCACGCCUACCAGCCGGGCAGCCGGCGCUGGAUCACCCGGGGCACCUUGCCUCACGCCUAUACUGACCUCCAAGCUUGUGUCCUCACUGUACCCCCUGCCUUGCGUGGCCCCAACUGCCCUGAAGACACCUCCAGAUCACCUGACACCCCCAAUAAUACUUAGGGCAGUUUAAAAGCUCUGCACCCCAUACUGAGAUCCCCAGGUAGCAUCUAUGGGCACCUCUAUGGGACAAAAUUGCUUCCAGAUCUCUUCCCCAGAGUGGGUUCCUCCUGUGGUUUCUGGCAAUCCCCCACCCCCAGGGUAUGUGCUCUAGACCAUGGGGACCCCAUGGGACACUGGCACUCCCCACACUGCAGCCCUGUGUCUCCAGGAAUACUCACUGCCCUGCCCUGACCCCAUCACUGGGGGCUGGGGAUCCCCAAUUCACCCCCUCACUUGGGUUGAAUAAAAGUGGCUCCUGAACUGCCUA